ACAUUUGGCCAGAUGAGCUAGAAGAUGACCACUGAGAAAUGCAGAAUUCUGCUCCAUAUUUUCUCUGUUCUUGCUUUUCUAUGCCACAAGUCCAGUGACUCCAAUCUUUGUACAUGUUCAGUAUCAGAUAUAGAAAUUGAAAAUGGUUUUUUUUCUGAAUCUGAUUUUACAUAUGCUCUAAAUAGAGAAACAUCAUACAGAUGUAAACAGGGAUAUGUGACAAAUACUGGAGAAACAUCAGGAUCAAUUACUUGCCUUCAAAAUGGAUGGUCACCUCAACCCUCAUGCAUUAAGUCCUGUGAAAGGCCUGUAUUUGAGAAUUCUGUAACUAAGAAUAAUAGCACAUGGUUUAAACUCAAUGACAAAUUAGCCUAUGAAUGUCUCCAUGGAUAUAAAAAUGAAUAUAAACAUACCAAAGGCUCUAUAACAUGUACUUACAAUGGAUGGUCUGAUACGCCCUCAUGUUAUGAAGUUACAUGCUCACCUCCUUAUAUUCCAAAUGUAAUCUACACAUCUCACAGGAUUACAUACAGAACUGGUGAUGUAAUCAGAUAUGAAUGUAAAAAUGGCUUCUAUCCUACAACCGGAUCAACUAUUUCAUGGUGUACAACCUAUGGCUGGAUCCCUCCUCCAAGAUGUAGCUGGAAACAUUGUGAUUUUCCACAAUUCAAAUAUGGACAUCUGUUUUAUGAAGACAGUCUGAAAACCACCUUCCCAGUAUCUAUAGGAAAGAAGUACAGCUAUAAGUGUGACAAUGGGUUUUCACCACCUUCUGGGAAUUCCAGGGACUACCUUCAUUGCACAGCAAAAGGGUGGAAGCCUGAAGUACCAUGCGUCAGGAAAUGUGUUUUCCAUUAUGGGGAGAAUGGAGAAUCUUCAGACAUAGAACAAAUAUAUGUGCAGGGUCAGGCUGUAAAAGUCCAGUGUCCCAGUGGCUAUAGUUUUCCAAAUGAUCAAGACACAAUGACAUGUACAGAGAAUGGCUGGGACCCUCCUCCCAAAUGCUUCCGUAUCAGUAAGUAACCA
This is a messenger RNA of Mus pahari (shrew mouse), 1026 nucleotides long. RefSeq names its product complement factor H-like. Bases 25 to 1023 code for a protein of 332 amino acids. The transcript is spliced from 6 exons. NCBI's taxonomy places the organism in Eukaryota, Metazoa, Chordata, Mammalia, Rodentia, Muridae. The record is from RefSeq and is a predicted model, not a curated record.